Molecule: messenger RNA, 1315 nt
Organism: Sinocyclocheilus grahami
Lineage: Eukaryota; Metazoa; Chordata; Actinopteri; Cypriniformes; Cyprinidae
Product: cAMP-dependent protein kinase catalytic subunit alpha-like
Exons: 7
Coding region: 1-708 (235 amino acids)
Biological process (GO): protein phosphorylation
Cellular component (GO): cytosol; cAMP-dependent protein kinase complex; nucleus
Molecular function (GO): cAMP-dependent protein kinase activity; ATP binding
Source: RefSeq, a predicted model, not a curated record
AUGAGCUUGAAAGAAUUCUUGGCAAAAGCCAAAGAGGACUUCUUGAGAAAAUGGGACUGUCAGCCACAGAGCACAUCGUGUCUAGAUGACUUUGACAGACUGAAAACUCUUGGCACUGGAUCUUUUGGAAGAGUAAUGCUAGUCAAGCACAGACAGUCGGGACGAUACUACGCUAUGAAGAUUCUGGACAAAGAAAAAGUAACAGACUUUGGCUUUGCCAAACGAGUCAAAGGCAGAACUUGGACGUUGUGCGGUACACCAGAGUACCUGGCACCAGAGAUCAUUCUCAGCAAGGGCUACAACAAAGCUGUUGACUGGUGGGCAUUGGGCGUUCUGAUCUACGAAAUGGCUGCUGGAUAUCCACCUUUCUUCGCUGAUCAACCUAUUCAGAUCUAUGAGAAAAUUGUAUCUGGCAAGGUACGAUUUCCUUCACACUUUAGCUCAGACCUGAAGGAUCUUCUGCGCAAUCUGCUGCAGGUGGACCUCACAAAACGCUUUGGCAAUUUGAAAAAUGGAGUCAGCGACCUCAAAAACCACAGAUGGUUCGCUACAACAGACUGGAUUGCAAUCUAUGAGAAGAAGAUUGAUGCUCCCAUCAUACCAAAGUGCAGAGGACCUGGAGACACAAGUAACUUUGAUGAGUAUGACGAGGAAGACAUCCGGGUCUCGGUCACAGAGAAAUGUACAAACGAGUUCUUGGAGUUUUAGGAUUUCUGUAAAGGCUUUAGUAGAAGGUUGUUUUGUCUUGUUAUGCAUCUUCAAAGUUGAAUCCAAGAACAUCACAAUUCCUUCCACAGUGCUUUAUUCAAAGAGAUUUGGAAAUUCAAGUUCCAAGUUUCAAGUGUAGUCUACGGCAGCAUUAAAAAAAAGUGAUUUUUUUUUUCACUUGUGUUACACAUUAAGGAAAAGUAGCCUAUAUGUUCCGUAUUAAUACAUGAGAAAAACUCAAUUAUUAUGUUUUAAGUGUGUGUGCACGAUAUGUGGAAUAUGUGUGCCAAAGAAAGCGAUUGGUUGUUCAGAAAUAUCAAAAGAUGAAGAAAGUUUUUCAAAAAUCAAGUAAAAUAUCUCCUUAAACAGUGGUAAUAUUAAUCCUAUAUGAUCCUGAUAUUCCAUAUAAAGUCUUGAAUGGCACUGAAACGUAAUGAAAAGAUGCCUUUUGAUAUGUGCACCUUCUUAUAUGGACCGUGUGAAAACUUUUAUUUUUACGAAAAAUUGUAUAUCUGCUGUAGAGAUUAUGAUGCCCAAUUUUGGGACAACUUAUUUUGACACUGAAUAAAAGAAAAUUAUUUACAUUGCUUUAUAAUGUCCAAUGCCU